AUGUAAUGGAUAUUAUUAGGAGAGGGAGCUUAUUCAUCUGUGUACAAAGUGAAAAGAUUGGAAGACUCUUAAGAAUAUGCUUUAAAGAAAGUGAAAUUAUAGAACUUGAAUGAUAAAGAAAAAUAAAAUGCUAUGAAUGAAGUUCGCAUAUUAGCCUCUAUCAAACACCCUAAUAUUAUAAGUUAUAAAGAAGCUUUUAUUGAUAUCAAAAGUAAUUCAUUAUGUAUUGUGAUGGAAUUUGCAGACGGUAGUGAUUUAUACUAGAAAAUUGUUAACUCCAAAAAAAAUGGAAAAUAGAUAGAGGAACAAAUAAUUUGGAAUAUUUUUAUAUAAAUAGUGAGAGGAUUGAAAGCAUUACAUGAAUUAAAAAUUUUACAUAGAGAUCUAAAAAGCGCAAAUGUGUUUUUGUAUUAGAAUGGUGAUGUAAAAUUGGGAGAUAUGAAUGUUUCCAAAGUUUUAGAAAAGGGAUUGUCGUACACUCAAACAGGAACACCCUUUUAUGCAAGUCCAGAAGUAUGGAAGGACCAGCCUUAUGAUCAGAAAUCAGAUAUCUGGAGUUUGGGGUGUGUUGUGUAUGAGAUGGCAUCUCUAAAACCUCCUUUUCAGGCAGAUGGCAUGGAAGAAUUAUAUAAGAGAGUUAUAAGGGGAUAUUAUCCUAGAAUUUCAUAAAAUUAUUCUCAAGAUCUUAGCAACGUAAUAAGGUCAAUGUUGUAAGUGUAACCCCAUUUGAGACCAAAUUGCGACAAAUUAUUAUAAUUUCCAUCUCUUUUGAAAAGAUAGGACGAUAUGCCAAAACAAGAAUAGACAGAUAACGAACCUAAUACAUUGUUGUCAACUAUCAAAUUCCCCAAGAAUUACCAUUAUUUUACAUCAAUGUUGCCUAAGCCUUGUUAUGAGUGUGUUAAUAGAAAAUAAAUUAAAUCAUUGCAUUCCCAAUAAGCCAGUCCCAAUCCAAGAUCGCUGAUGAGUGUGAAUGGCAGUUAUGAGGAUGUAACUAGUUAACAGACUAUUGAGAAAAAAGAACCGAUUACCAAUAACCGUAAGGCUUAACCAGAUGUGUUAUUGAUCUUAGAAUAAUAUAACAAACAAUUAAGGAAACCAGUCAUGAAGGUCAGACCGAAUAGACAUCAAAGCUAGGAGGAGGUGAGCGUAUUGGAAGUGAUAACUCAACAUCAAUCCAAACUAUCCUUGGAGAACAAUAGAUUGCCCAUGCUUGAGGAAGUUUCUCCUUUAAAGAGAAAAGCUAAGCCUAAUAAACAUAGAAACCAAAGUUUACCAAAUGCAAAUUUACUCCCACUUAUAUAAGCUGGUGUAUUAAAAUGA
Molecule: messenger RNA, 1323 nt
Organism: Paramecium tetraurelia
Lineage: Eukaryota; Ciliophora; Oligohymenophorea; Peniculida; Parameciidae
Exons: 4
Biological process (GO): protein phosphorylation
Molecular function (GO): protein kinase activity; ATP binding
Source: RefSeq, a predicted model, not a curated record